Messenger RNA from Loxodonta africana (African savanna elephant), 3099 nucleotides. Its product is annotated as olfactory receptor 4A5-like. The transcript has a single exon. The record is from RefSeq and is a predicted model, not a curated record. Gene Ontology annotation, biological process: G protein-coupled receptor signaling pathway. NCBI's taxonomy places the organism in Eukaryota, Metazoa, Chordata, Mammalia, Proboscidea, Elephantidae. Gene Ontology annotation, cellular component: plasma membrane. Gene Ontology annotation, molecular function: olfactory receptor activity; G protein-coupled receptor activity. The coding region runs from base 1751 to 2737 and encodes 328 amino acids.
UGAUUUGUUCUGAUCAAAUGUCCACAUAAAAACAUUCAAGAACAAUAAUAAAAAGCUAUUGUUUAUUGAUUCUUUAUCAGGAUCCAGCAGCACUCUAGGCACUUUACAUGUAAAAACACACACACGCACAAAUUUCAGAGAUAUGUAUGACUGGUUUCCCUAUUUUACAAAUUACGAAACUGAGGCACAAAGAGGUUUAUGAAUUUGCACAAGGUCACAGAGACAGUAAGCGGUGAAGGCGGAAUUCAAACACAGUGUUGCCCCAGAGUACGCAUUAUUCGUCACUGUGCUGUGCGCUCUUUCCAAGGGUGUCCUGGGCCUUAAACAGGCGCACACUGAGUGAGAAAGCUAACCAUUAUUUGGUCACUUGAGUGAUCAAAUUCCAACACUGGCUAGCAUUUUUUAAAGUAACAUUGAUGAGCUUGGAGAUUGUUGUUUAGUUACAAAUAUAUAAACAGAAACAUCCAGCAGAAUAAAAUAAGAUGGGGUUUCACUGAUAGUAUCACAGACAGUUGGACUAGAAAGGAUUCUAAGAUCAUCUAGUUUGAAUCUUUAUUUUUCAAUGAGUAAAUUGAGACAGAUUUGAGACUAAAUGUAGAAAAUAACUAAAACUCAUACCUUCUUACACUGAGUUUGGAUUUUUCCUUUAUGUAUGUUGCUUUUCGGAAUGUGGAGAUUGAAGUUCUGAUUCUGACCACUCUCAGUGCUUAAGAAGUAUUGUAUAUAAAGCCCUCUUCCAUUGUCCUCUACCUCUCUUUACAGCCUCUAUUUUCUCCCCCAUGGCUACCCAGCUCACCUGCAAUGGAUUUGAAAAAUGCUGGCUGCUAAUGUACUAGUUGUUAAUUGCUAUGUGUCAGUUAACUUCAGUUCAAAAAUGUUUGCUGAAAAUAUAGAUCAUAUUGUAAGGGUACUCACCACAAAUACUACCAACUCAAAGUACUGACUGUAUUUCAAUAGAGUAUAGAAGUAUGUUAGGAGUUGUGGGAUAAGCAAAGAGAAAAUGGAAGGCAUUACAGACCCUUAAAAAGAGACAAUCUAUGUCCAAAUAAUUGCUGCAGGUAAGAAUGUACUAAAAAAUUUUGUAGUUAUCUGAUACAUUUCAAAGUUCAGCCCCUUCAAAUUGAAUGAGAGAGUCAUAAAGACAGAAAAACAUUUGAGGCAGGAAGUACCAAAUUUCUAAUAGUGGAAUAUCAUAAUAUUUCGUGAGAUAUUCCUGAAGAGGGGUUAUUUUUGGUGGUAUGUAGAUCAUAUUGUAAGGGACUCACCACAAAUAUUACCAACUUUAAGUACUGAUUCUAUGUCAGUUCAUUUGUUUACAGUUUAUCUUCGCCACUAGAGAAUGUUUCUUGAAAGGAGAAAUCCUUUCCCUCUUUGUCAUUGCUGAUGUCUGUGCCAAGAACUGUCAUGUUUUAUAAAAGGAGUAUUAAAUGAAUGAAAGACUGUUGGACCUCUGACUUAUCUUCUCUAUAGAAGGUCUACUAAGAUUUAGAGGUAGAACCUCUUAUUCAUAGGCCCAAUCCAGUCAUCUGAGAGGAAGUAGAAUUGUUAAGGGAAGACAUACUGGGAUCUUUGAAAGAGAAACUCAGUAGAUAUUUCUAAAUGUUUUUUUAUGAAUAAGCCACUGAACAAGAUUAAUAGUGAAGAAGAGCUCCAUGACCUAAUGGACAUAUUCACAGUGGUGUUCAUGAUUUCAUUACAGGUCUUGGUCUUCUGAGCUCUCAUCUCUGAAGUAGGUCUUAUAGAAGAGUAAAUGGGAUACAGUAACAAUGUAACAGAAUUUGUCCUCCUGGGGCUCACGCAGGAUCCUGUUGGCCAAAAAGUGUUAAUUGUUAUGUUUUUGUUCAUUUACAUUGUGACAAUGGUGGGCAACCUGCUCAUUGUCUUGACCAUUGUUGUCAGCCCCUACCUGGGCUCCCCCAUGUACUUCUUCCUUGCCUAUCUGUCACUCAUGGAUGCUGUUUAUUCCACCGCCGUUUCGCCCAAAAUGAUUCUAGACUUACUCUGUGAUAAAAAGACUAUUUCCUUCCCAGCUUGCAUGGGCCAGCUCUUUAUAAUGCACUUAUUUGGUGGCUCUGAGAUCUUUCUUCCGGUGGCAAUGGCCUAUGAUUGCUAUGUGGCCAUCUGUAAGCCACUGCAUUACUUAAUCAUCAUGAAUCGACAGGUUUGCAUUUUGUUGCUAGUGGCGGCCUGGGUUGGAGGAUUUUUGCACUCUGUGAUCCAACUUCUCUUUGUGCACAGACUCCCCUUCUGUGGCCCCAAUGUCAUUGAUCACUUCAUGUGUGACCUGUACCCAUUAUUGGAACUUGCUUGCUCUGAAACCUAUUUUAUAGUGCUCACUGUUGUUGCCAAUGAUGGAGCCAUCUGUAUGGUAAUUUUUAUCCUUCUACUAAUCUCCUAUGGGGCCAUCCUAAAGUCCCUGAAGACUCACAGUCAGGAGGGAAGGCACAAAGCCCUGUCUACCUGUAGCUCGCACAUCACAGUGGUUGUCCUCUUCUUUGUUCCCUCUAUUUUCAUGUAUGUUAGACCUGUUUCCAACUUUCCCAUUGACAAAUCUAUGACUGUGGUUUAUACAAUUAUUACUCCCAUGUUGAAUCCUUUGAUAUACACUUUGAGAAACUCUGAGAUGAAAAAUGCUAUGGAAAAAACCUGGAGUGGAAAGUUAACCACGUGUAGAAUAAGAAUUUGUGUACACACUGAAAAUAUCAUUGCUAAUUCUAAAACAAGAAAUAGGCAAUAAACUAUCACAAUGAACAAUUAAGUCAAUUCAAUGGAUUCUCUAGGAAUACUUCCCUUUAUUGAUGCAAAGACAUCCAAAAUGUAGAAUAAAUUAUCUUUUACAUUAGAAUGAAAGUAAUAGAGACAUUCUGGAGGUUGGAUAAAAUCCAUAAGUAUUUUUCCUGUUAUAAUUAAAAAUAAAACUAAGCUAACAUUGUCAUUUUAUUUUUCUCAGAAUAUACUGAAACAGGGCUUAGAAAAAAAAUUAUUUCCUUUUAAAGAUAGAAAAAAACAAGUUACUUUCAAAAUUUUUCUAUCAUUCAAAUUAAUGAGAAAACGAUUUACCCAGUUCUUAGAACAAAUUUUUGAGACCAAGCGUGUGGU